AUGAGUAGCUUGCGAGUCCGGCAGGGCGACUGUGGCAGCUGCUGGGCCCACGCGUCCAUGGUGGUCAUGCGGUCCCGGGCGGAAAUCAAAGGGAUGAGAAACAUGGGGUGGUCCACCGACCAGCUGGUGGCGUGCACCCCGAACCCGAAGCACUGCGGCGGCGAGGGCGGCUGCCAGGGGGCCACCGCGGAGCUCGCCUUCGAGUACGUGCUGAACAUGGGGCUCCUGCAGGACAGCGAGUUCCCAGCCAGGGGCGGCUUGCGCAGCUCCUGCCCCGAGCCGCUGAAGUCGGCCACCGAGGUGGCCACCCGAGGCAUCAUCGGCGCGGACGGCAGCGAGGUGCACCGCGUCGGGGCGGCGAAAUUGGCGGGCAGCGCCCUCGGCCUGACCGGGUGGACCAAGCUCCCGGAAAACAAGGAGGAUACCCUCGUGCGGGAGCUGAUGGCCAACGGCCCCGUGUACGUGGCGGUGGCGGCGGGUGACUACUGGUUCGACUACUCGGAUGGCGUAAUGACGGAGGAGGCGUGCGGCACUGGCCUCGUCCUGAACCACGCGGUGGUGCUGAUCGCCUGGGGCGUCAAGGAGAACACCGUCCGCGGGACGGUGAAGUACUGGCGGAUCAAGAACAGCUGGGGCCCGACCUGGGGCGAGCGCGGCACGGGCCGGCUCGUGCGGUCGGACCAGGAGGAGAAGGCCUGCGGCUGGGACGAGGACCCCAAGCAGGGCUCGGGCUGCGACGGCGGCCCGGAGCGGGUGUACGUGUGUGGCAGCUGUGGCAUCCUGUACGACGCCGUGGCGCCGCACUUCUGA
Molecule: messenger RNA, 810 nt
Organism: Prorocentrum cordatum
Lineage: Eukaryota; Dinophyceae; Prorocentrales; Prorocentraceae
Source: the annotation of a GenBank genome assembly